Molecule: messenger RNA, 1737 nt
Organism: Penicillium angulare
Lineage: Eukaryota; Fungi; Ascomycota; Eurotiomycetes; Eurotiales; Aspergillaceae
Exons: 2
Coding region: 1-1737 (578 amino acids)
Source: RefSeq, a predicted model, not a curated record
AUGGCGGCUUCAAAGAAAACAAAAAAUGGCAUGAUACAUGAGCCCUCCCUUCCUCCUCCAGUCCUUCCCAUCCCAGACAAGACUAAGGCACGACGAAAACAUAAAAAAAUCAUCGAUCCAAACAUGUCAAACCCUCGGCUUCUCGUAAAUCGUCCCUGUAUUUACGAAAGAAAGCUACCGGGUGGCGCCUACAUUACAGCACACGUCCAAAGACUCCAACAUGGGUUCUAUUCCAGCCCUGUGGUCUCAGACACCGAUUGCGAGCAUGUUGACUUUCUCGGCGUGAGCUUUGUAUUUCAUUCUUCCCAGACCUCAAACCACCGCUUCAAAUCUGCAACUAUUCGAGCGGCUAUAUAUGGGGACCCGAAGAUUCCGGACUUCAAAGACAAUACCAAUGGAUAUCCGCCAGGAAACCCACGGUUCCUCAUGCAUGCUCCCCAUCUGAUUUUCGGGGCAGUCUCACCUGAGACUAUGCAGUGGACUUUCAGUCUAGCGGGCUCACUCGGUAUCUCUGAAGCACCCGUCAGUGCCAGUGUGAUUCCAUCAGGCAGCGUCAACAAGCAGUUCCGACGUUACGAAAUGAUGCAUAUCCAAGGCUCCUCCCGUACGCUCAAGAGCCCCGCCGGCCCCGAGUAUGAUGUCGAAGCCGGCGAGAUUGUCUGGUCGCUCGAGGAAAACAAUCUUCAACGAUCGGGACUUCCUCGAGAAUUUACUUUUGUUAUGCUGAUCGAUAAACCGGCUGCUAAUAGCAAAGUUAACCUGCGGCUUGAUAUUGAUCCUGUUCUUACGACAUGGUAUGGCAACUACCCUAACUUGAUGCUUUCCUUGUCUACCUUUCAGCCGUUGGUGCGUCGAAGCGUCGACUUCAAUAAGGAAAUCGGGCAGAGGUUUACACCUGCUGAUGGGGGUUCAAGAUUCAAUUUUGCAGCUCUCGAAAGUUCGUUUGAUGAGUAUAUUGCAAUGCCGGGAAGGAAGUUCACUCGAACGGUCGAAAUUCCUCCAGAGCCCCAAAUGCCGCAAAAUAAUAUGCCUCAAAGUUACCCAGGCCAAUACGGCAACAACAGCCAGUAUGGAAAUGGACAAUAUGGCAACAUUGGACAAUAUAACCUUUUGAACCCAGUAACGGAGAUGGAGAAUGAAGGAUUCUCUUUCAGAGAUAACAUCACUGGAAAUCUUCUUAUGGCUCAACUCCGCCAGUUGCAGGCGAGUGGUCAGGGUACCUCAACGACGAACGCGACAACUGCAUCUAAUAACAACGGCACUGGUAACAACAACACUCCCAUGGCAUACAAUACUAUAGGACCCUCUGGAACUACGCAUACGCUCAAUGUCAGAUUGUUCAUCGAAAAUGGAAAUACCGUUCAAUACCCAACUCACCACUCUCCUACGCAUGUGCGCAAUACCAACACAAAUUUCGCACAUCAAUAUUUCCCCGAUGACCCAACACGAAACCGAAGCCAUAGUUCUCAUUCCGGCUUCACUGCUCUCACUCUCGACGAUGAUAGCAACGAAACGGAAGGCUGGUUGUCGCGGUACCGAAUGGAUGACCAUACUCGUGCUCUGAUGGUUCGAGGAAAGGUUCACGAAGAGGAAGAGGCCGUUAAGAGUCCUCCUCAAAAAUCCCAACCACGUAGAAGCAGUUUCGAGCGUGAUAGUCAAAGCCGGGUCAUGACGCUUGCUAAUGUGCCUCUCACCCAUAACCUUCUUGCUUCUGUCAGAGAAAAUGCGCAUUUCUGA